Molecule: messenger RNA, 2970 nt
Organism: Odobenus rosmarus divergens (Pacific walrus)
Lineage: Eukaryota; Metazoa; Chordata; Mammalia; Carnivora; Odobenidae
Gene: STOX1
Product: storkhead box 1
Exons: 4
Coding region: 1-2970 (989 amino acids)
Biological process (GO): positive regulation of transcription by RNA polymerase II
Cellular component (GO): nucleus; cytoplasm
Molecular function (GO): DNA-binding transcription activator activity, RNA polymerase II-specific; RNA polymerase II transcription regulatory region sequence-specific DNA binding
Source: RefSeq, a predicted model, not a curated record
AUGGCCCGGCCGGUGCAGCUGGCGCCGGGCUCGCUGGCGCUCGUGCUGUGCAGGCUGGAGGCGCAGGAGGCGGCGGCGGGCGCGGAGGAGCCUGGCGGGCGCGCGGUCUUCCGCGCCUUCCGCCGCGCCAACGCGCGCUGCUUCUGGAACUCGCGGCUGGCGCGCGCCGCCUCGCGGCUGGCUUUCCAGGGCUGGCUGCGGCGCGGGGUGCUGCUGGUGCACGCGCCUCCCGCCAGCCUGCAGGUGCUGCGCGACGCCUGGUGCCGCCGGGCGCUGCGCCCCCCGCGCGGCUUCCGCAUCCGGGCGGUGGGAGAUGUCUUUCCAGUGCAAAUGAAUCCAAUAGCUCAAUCUCAGUUUAUACCUUUGGCUGAAGUUCUUUGCUGUGCUGUAUCUGAUAUGAAUGCUGCCCAGAUUGUGGUGACACAGGAAUCACUGUUGGAGCAUUUGAUGAAACACUACCCAGGCAUUGCAAUUCCAUCUCAAGAUAUUCUCUAUACCACUCUGGGAACUCUGAUUAAAGAAAGGAAGAUUUAUCACACUGGAGAGGGAUACUUCAUAGUCACCCCUCAGACUUACUUCAUCACGAAUACAACCCCUCAAGAAAAUAAGAGAGACCUAUCAGAUGAAAGUCACCCGGUGCCAACUUGCAUUAGGUAUCUGGUGAGCGUAGCCAGCUGUGCGGAACUAGCCAAAGGCAAUGCUGCCCCCAUUUCCCAUUGUCAGUCUUGCCGGUGUUUCCCUGACCCGUGCACUCAGGACGUAGAGGCGACACCGGCGGCUGCAGAAAUGGCUAGAGAAGGCCAGAAGGGUCUUCAGGAAUCCAGAUCUUUGGUACAGAAUCGAGCGGUUUCAGUGUCUGAGGAGAAUCACAUCUGUGAAAGUGCCAAACCAUUACCAGACACAAAAGACAGAGAAAAAGGCAAGAAGUUUGGCUUUAGCCUCUUCUGGCGUAGUCUAUCCAGGAAGGAGAAGUCCAGAACAGAGCACAGCAGUUUCUCUGCCCAGUUCCCACCAGAAGAAUGGCCCGUCCGAGAUGAAGAUAACUUGGACAAUAUCCCUCGAGAUGUCGAACAUGAGAUUAUCAGAAGAAUUAAUCCCAUUCUGACCGUUGACAACUUAAUCAAACAUACAGUCUUGAUGCAAAAAUACGAGGAACAGAAACAAUAUAAUAGCCAGGGCACUUCCACUGAUAUGCUGACGAUGAGGCAUAAAUAUCCUUCAAAAGAGGGAAUGAGGAACCGCAGGGGCUGGUCUGCAAAGCCUCGAAGAAGGCGGGGCCCUUCUCAGAGGGAUAGGCACAAAGCCGGGAGUCCGGGAAGCGAGCCUCAGCCAGGAAGCAUUAGACUGGAGAAACAUCCCAAGCUCCCUGCUACACAACCCACCCCCAGAAUUAAAAGCCCAAAUGGAGCAGUAGUUCAGAAACCACUUGAUGAGAACCUGUCAGUGCUGGGGUCCCAUUUGAUUUACAAGAAGCGAAUUAGUAAUCCUUUCGCAGGUUUUUCUCCCCGAGGGAUUCCAGUAACCAAAGGGCACAACAUCCAGAAGACCAGUGAUCUGAAACCCAGUCAGACUGGACCAAAGGGAAAGCCUUUCCCAAGGUCAAGGUCUUUGGACUCCUCAAGAAUCUUUGAGAGUGAACUCAAAGAGCCACAUGCUGAACAAUGUAAAGAUAAACCGAUGGCAGAAUCCAUUUAUGUGAAUAACUCUGCCGUCAAACCUGUCAGUGAUGACUUCAGAGAUCCCCUCUUAAAUUACUCUCAAUGUAGUGUUUUGCAAAAUGGCAGUAAAUGUUCCUUUCAGGAAAGCAUGUUGAGAUAUGAUGUAUAUGGUGGAAAAAACGAGGUAAUCCCUGAAGUCUUGAGGAAAAGUUAUUCUCCCUUUGACACAUUAGGGGAAGCCACAGAAACACGGCAUGUCCUGCUGUCACAAGGUUCCUCCUCUUUAGGCCAUGCCUCCUCUGCUUGUAGAAUAGUUGAUCAAACAACACACCAGUUCCAAAAUCUUGGUCUUCUGGAUUACCCAGUUAGUACGAACUAUUUGAGACAACCUGAGAGACAAGAUGGAGACUUAGAAGAAAUACCAACGAGAAAGGCAUUUGUCCCGGAAGCAGAGACUGUGGAUCUAGAAAACAAGGGGCUUUCUGAUGAUAAGCAGGCCUUGUAUCAGAAUGAACUGGAAGAUGAUGAUGGUGCUUGUAGUUCAUUAUAUCUAGACGAGGAGGACUUUUCCGAGAAUGAUGACUUAUGUCAAAUGUUGCCUGGCCGCAUUCAGUAUUCCUUUGCAGGGAGAAGCAAGUGGAAUCAUUUGGGGAAACAGAAAGUGACAGAAAUAUCUCUGACUGAGUACAACAACAAAAUACACAGGUCUGAGCUUCAGGUGCUUGAAGGAAAUGAGUGUUACAAACCCACUGGGUUUUUUACUAACCCAGGUGAAAGCCAAACACCUAAUCUCUCUGCUGAAAGUGGUGGCCUCAAUUCAGGGACUCAGUCCAGUUUUAACUAUGAAGAGGAACCCAGUGUUGCUACAUGUGCACAGGCCUCAGCAUCCGCGGAUGGAAGUAUAUUUGAUUACUAUAGCACAAGGAAAGCCCAUUCUGAGACUGAAACCCUCCAAGAUUCUGUUGGUGACACAGGAAAGAAACCAGCUAGCUGGAGUCAGAGUGCUCAGAAUCAGGGAAUGAGAAAGCAGUUCACACAAAAGUUAGAACUUUUCAAUACUUCACGUAGGCCAGUGUUGGCUCAGGAUAUCCAACACGAACACAGUCAUUUGGAAGGAACAGAAAAUCAGAGCAUGGCAGGAGAUAGUGGAAUCGAUUCUCCACGGACACAGAGUCUGGCAUCUAAUAAUUCAGUCAUUUUGGAUGGACUAAAAAGAAGACAGAAUUUUCUGCAGAACUUUGAAGGCACAAAGAGUGGUCAAACACUCACAUCCAGUUCCUUACUACAACUAACUCCAGUCAUAAAUGUUUAA